AUUUUUUUUAAGGACUAAAAUUGAUAAAUUACCCGAAAAAGUUCUUCUUCUUCCCACGAAUUUCCCAAAAACCUUUUCUUCUCUGCAAAAUCUCACCAUUGAAGGAACCCCAAAUGGAUCAAGUGGUGGAAGAAGUAGAAAAUGUGAAGAAAGAGUUGGAAGAAACAUACAAACAGACUCAAGAACACAUCAAAUCUAUUCAUGAAUAUGGAAAAUCAGGAACAACAAGAUUAAUUUCAGAAGAGAAAAGUUCACUUCCAAGAUUGAAUGGUCUUGCUCAAGAUGGGAUGAAUCUGCUUCAAUCACUUCAAUUUAAGCUUGAUCUCUUAGCCCCACAACUCCCUUUAGAUGAUCAAGUUGAAAAAACUCAGUCUUUGGCACAAUCAUGGAAAACUCAGAUCCAAAGUUUGAGGUUGAGUUUAAGAAAUGCUAAUUUACAAGCAAAGGCAAACAUGAGGAAAGCUGCUCAAGAAGAGAGGGAGCUUCUCUUGGGAGGUGGGGAAGAAUCUACAGUUCGCAGACGAAAUCUACAGACAAAAGCUGGAAUGACAUCUGCAGCUGAAAGCAUCACGGAGAGCCUGCGCCGCACACGCCAACUUAUGGUUCAGGAGGUUGAAAGAAGUGCAAGCACUCUAAUGACAGUUGAUGAAUCAACAGGCGUUUUAACGAAAGCCGAGAGUGAAUACAAGGGCCACCGCUCCUUGCUUUCGCGAACUCGAAACCUUCUGUCCACAAUGCAACGGCAGGACAUUCUGGACAGGGUGAUACUGGUGGUUGGAUUUAUUAUUUUCUCCUUGGCUGUGCUUUACGUGGUUUCAAAGCGUAUGGGGCUGCUCAAGUUGCAGCGUAAGCUCAUUGAAGCUGUGAAGUCCGGUACAGCUGGACAAGCGGAGAUAAUAGCUGAAGCUGGUAGACAAGGUGCAAAUGUUGCUCAGGUUCAGAUGAAUCCUGAGUUAAAUGUACCCUUAGAACAAGCAAUGCAUGAUGAACUUUAAAUUCUCUAUAACUUUGUACAUUUUCUUUGUUACAUGAAAUUUCAUCUAUGAAGCUUCAUAUCUUGGUUACAGCCUUACAAGAAAUCGUAUAUUCGUUUGUCUCCUUUA
Solanum lycopersicum (tomato) is the source of this 1103-nucleotide messenger RNA. RefSeq lists its product as uncharacterized. Gene Ontology annotation, cellular component: endoplasmic reticulum; SNARE complex. The record is from RefSeq and is a predicted model, not a curated record. Gene Ontology annotation, molecular function: SNAP receptor activity. Gene Ontology annotation, biological process: retrograde vesicle-mediated transport, Golgi to endoplasmic reticulum. NCBI's taxonomy places the organism in Eukaryota, Viridiplantae, Streptophyta, Magnoliopsida, Solanales, Solanaceae.